GCAUCUCAGCUGCCUGCAACACCGACACACAUCGGAGAGAGAAGGGGGGGAGAAAAAGAAAAGAAAGAGAUUGAAGAAUAAACGAGGCAAGGAGAUACUGGACUGGAAAGAUGCUUCUGCUGCGUCCGUGAUGGUGGGCUGCCUGUUUGAGCACCUGCGUGCCUCCUCUUUACCAUCUCUCUCACACUCUCUCUCUCUCCUUUGCGCACUCUAUCUUUCUCUUGCUCCUAAUCUGUCAGUGGUUCUCUCUCUCUCUCUCUCUCUCCUUCUCUCUAAUUCACCCCCCCCCCCCCUCUUUCUGUUCUACUCUGGCUACUGCAGUAGUCCACCAGCCAGCCGCAAGUCUGACAGCAACACACAUGGCCAACUGCCACAACUUACUACCUCAGCCCCGGAGAAAAACUAACAAAUAAGGAAGCGGAGGAGCUCUGCAGACAGCCGGGGGGACAACGAGCAGACGGAAAGAAGAAAACUCAAUACCUUUCUCUGUUUAUGGAUACAGAUACGGAGCUGACUUACACACACAUCCUCUCAUCGUCAUCCUCUCCGUUCUCUCACUGCAGAAGAGGACAAGAGUGCUCUCUCUCACUCUCUCUCUCUUUCUCUCUUCAGAAAGCCCUUUUUUUUUGCAAAGCUCCAACAGUGCAGCGCAUCCUCUCCUCCACCCCCCCAACCAGCGCCACCAUCUCUCUCCCACCACCCCCCGCCCCCCGGGAGGAAUAGACGGAUUACUGCUAACUGUGCACACGGCAGCCUGCAGCUGCUCUGACCGGGGCCAGCCCAACGUUGGGAGGAAGCAAGAGGAACACAGAGGAGGAGUGGCGGAGAGAGGGGGGGAUGACUGUGCCGGGAGUUCUUUAGCCUUUUUUUCUGUGUCUCAGUCCCUGUCACAACGGGGCUAAUCAGUGACCGACUAGCCCUUGGCAAAGUCACAGUGAGGGAGGUCUCUCCGGCAAACAAGCAACCAGUCGACAAGCCAACACAUGUACCAGGAGUCACACUGAGGAUUUUUCUUCUUUUUUUUCCCAGUUGGUCACUUCUUCUCUUCUUUCUCUGUCAUGUUUUUACUGCCUCAUGGAUCAUUGUGAUAUAUCCACGGCAGAGCUGCGUUUCGGAGUCUGCAGUCUGGCAGAAGGGCAGUUAGUGGGGGCAGAAGGGAUCCAGGCACCUGCCAAGCCUUCCUGGCCUUACCUCUGCAUGUGAGUGCUUUCCAUGCUGCUCUCGGUCUUUAAUACCAGGAGCCAUUUUGUACCCUUGGCUAAUAGAGGGGGCCACACCACUUUUUCAAAACGUGAAAACAAGAAAAUGUCUAUCUAAAGUCUUUCCAUGGAAAGAAAUGCAAAAUCAUCGUGAUACAUGACUGCUGCGUUUAAUAUUUGGGACGAGGCAGAGAGGAGUACUUUCAAACUAAUGAGCAUUUUCCUGUGCCAUCAAUGGAACUUGGGAGCCUUGAGUUGCUCCAGCCAGGCUAGUGUGGUCUGUCCUCUGGUGUGUGCCGUCUCCCCCCACCAUGUAAAAUAAUGAGCCCUUCACACCAUGAGUCCUCUGGGCCAGGUUAGUGUGCAGCCUACCUGGAACGCAGCCCUGCUCGCCGUGCUCUCCCUCAUGGUGCCUGCCCUCAGUAUGUGCCAGUCCACGGGGCCUGUGUCGGGCUCGGCUAACCCACAGAACUGUCCAGGUGUGUGCUCCUGCACGAACCAGCUCAGCAAAGUGGUGUGUACGCGCAGAGGCCUGGUUAGAGUUCCUCCAAACAUCCCAGCCAACACCAGGUACCUGAACCUGAUGGAAAACAGCAUAGAGAGCAUACAAGCUGAUACUUUCAGACACCUGCAUCACCUGGAGGUACUGCAGCUGGGCAGGAACGCAAUCAGGCAGAUUGAAGUGGGGGCAUUUAAUGGCCUGACCAGUCUAAAUACCUUGGAGCUGUUUGACAACAGACUGACAGUCAUACCUAGUGGAGCUUUUGAGUACCUGUCAAAGUUAAGAGAGUUGUGGCUUCGAAACAAUCCCAUCGAGAGCAUCCCCUCGUACGCCUUCAACCGUGUCCCCUCACUCAUGAGACUGGACCUGGGGGAGCUGAGGAAAUUGGAGUACAUUUCUGACGGGGCGUUCGAAGGCCUUCAAAACCUCAAGUAUCUCAACUUGGGGAUGUGCAACCUGAGGGAGUUUCCUAACCUUUCACCUCUGGUGGGACUGGAGGAGCUAGAGAUAUCCGAGAAUGUUUUCCCCGAACUGAAGCCUGGAGCUUUUCGUGGGCUCAAGAAUUUACGUAAACUUUGGAUUAUGAACUCAGCCAUCACUACCAUUGAGAGGAAUGCAUUCGAUGAUAUCACGGCCUUGGUUGAGCUCAAUUUAGCCCAUAAUAACCUGUCAUCUCUUCCUCACAACCUCUUCACCCCUCUGCAGUACCUGGUGGAGCUACACCUGCACCACAACCCUUGGAGAUGCGACUGUGAUGUGGUGUGGCUUUCCUGGUGGCUCAGAGAAAACAUUCCCACAAAUUCCACCUGCUGCGGACGCUGCCACACCCCAGCCCACAUGAAAGGAAGAUACCUGGUGGAGGUAGAUCAGACGACCUUCCAGUGUUCUGCACCUGUCAUACUCGAUGCUCCGAGAGAUCUCAACAUCUCGGCAGCAAGAGUGGCGGAACUAAAGUGUCGCACAGCUGCCAUGAGCUCAGUGAGAUGGCUUCUUCCUAAUGGGACUGUUUUGACACAUGGCUCAGCUCACCCACGGAUAUCUGUCCUAAAUGAUGGGACUCUGAAUUUCUCCAAUGUUCUCCCGUCAGAUACAGGAGUCUACACUUGCAUGGUGAGCAACAUGGCAGGAAAUUCUAAUGCCUCAGCGUACUUAAAUGUCAGCAACGCCGAACUCAAUACGUCUAAUCUGUCCUACUUUACCACCGUGACAGUGGAAUUUUUGGAGCCCACAGUGGAGGAGACACCUAAACCCAAGCCUACAGUCCCCGCCUCGCCCUCUGUGUUUCAACCCGUCUUCAUCUCCACGCCAACCGUGCUGUUCCAAAAUACUCAGACUCCAAGGCAGGUGUCAAUUCCAACUGCCAGAAUCCCGAGUGGGCCAGCCGCCAGCCUGGAUGAAGUGAUGAAAACCACCAAAAUCAUCAUUGGCUGUUUUGUCGCUGUUACCUUGCUGGCAGCUGCCAUGUUAAUUGCAUUCUAUAAAUUGCGUAAGCGGCAUCAGCAGAGGAGCACGGUGGCAGCAGCCCGGACCAUAGAGAUCAUACAGAUGGAGGAAGAGGUUCACCCCGUUCCACCUCCCACCUCUGGAUCUAGCGGCUCGGACGACACAGGUUUGGUACUGCCUACAUUAGUGGAACACAACAGCAACACCUUUAAACCCGGGUAUGUGUCCUCCUCCUCCUCCUCCUCCCGCCAUGGGGGCUAUGGAGCCCACUGGACCCAGAACAACUCUCUGCAUCGCUCAGUCAGACAGCAUCACAGCCACAUCAGCACCAUUGCUGAUCCUUACGUCAUAAAGACUACGCAAGGCAAGGAGAAGGUUCAAGAGACUCAAAUCUGAGAAGUGCUUUCUUUGGAUUUAUCCCUGACUCUGCCCCAACCUCUCCUUCUCCUCUCCAAUUAUCACGAGUCCAUCCGUCCAUGCAAUAGAAUGCACAAAGAACAAAAUGGUAACUUUCUUUUGUACAGAAGUGCAAAGCAGAGACAGUUUUUUUGUUUGUUUCUUGUACAUGCCUAUACAUAAGUAUAUAAAUAUAAAAAAAAAUCUAACUAUAUAUAUGUAUACGUAUAUAUAUACAUAUAUACGUAUAUAUAUAUAUAUAUAUAUACAUAUAUAAUGAAACUAAGUCAGGAAGUGGUGAGACAUGCAAAUUAUAUUAGAAAAGAAAGUAAUUUGACACUAUUUUCUAAUAACUUGUGACUUCUAUUUAAAAAAAAAAAAGAAAUAAUGAAUUGCUUUUGUUAAUGAUAAUAGAAGGUGGUACUGUCUACUGUAGGAAAAGAAGCAUUUAGUUUGUUUUUGACCAUCUUUAGGAUGCAGUGAAAAUAACUCUUUAUACAGGCAAACAGUUUCUACAUACAGGCCCAACAUGUAAGCUCCAGUUUUUACUGUGCCAAAUAUUAUAUGCAAUAAAAUGGUUAUUUCCCAGAUGAAAGACACAAAAAAGACACAAGCAAAAUCUAGAUAGAGAGAAACAUUUGUUCAAGAAUAGCGACAUAAUGGCACAGAUAGAGUGUGCUGUUCAGUAGCCAUCAGCCAAAUGCUUUUGGACUGCAGUGAAUUUCUGCAGCUAAGGCUUAACCCUCUGUUUGCCGGAGCCGAGCUGCGUUUAUUUGACAGUGCCAGUGCUUCUUAGUUAGAGCAUAUCUAAACAUGUUGAUUUAGUGUGCACAUAAUUCCGUACUGGUUCAACUGGCAAAGAUUAAGUGCAGGCUAAAAACAGCUCUUGCCGAUAUUAUGUUCUGUUCUUGGUUGCAUUUUGAGUAUUUUUAUUUUCCCUUUUGGUUUUUGACAUGCUUCUUAAUGGCUUGCAUAGUGUUUAGGGCUAUUUAGUAAUGCAUUACAGCAGCUGCCUGACUUGUCUCUGCAAGGGCUCAUUCUGAGGCUUUUUCUUUUUCCUUCAAAAGGAGCAGACAUGGUGCAGUGAUAACAGGGAUUUGCCGGCCGUUCUGUUUUUAGAGGAAAAAAAAAAUAUCACAGGAUUGAAGUGAAACCAAUUGAAUGUCUGAUAACUGGGGCUUUUCCAUGGACUACAUUGAAACAUGACUUUCUUGUUUUUCUUAUAACCAUUUAUUUUGAGCAACACUAUUUUUAUGGAGAGACAAAAGAGGCUAUGAAAAAUAAAAACCUCUGGUUUGUAUUUCUCUAAUCAGAAACAUUUUCAUCUGAUGUUGUUUUUUUUUUCCUUCUCUCUGAAUAUAUUUCCAUAUCAGUGUAAGUUGUUUAAAGGCUGGAGGCAGUAUUGUAAAUCGUAUCCUACUCCAAACCCCCCGUUCCUACAGUCCUAUGCAUUUACUUAGUGUCUGCAUGAAUGGUUCUUUAAGUAACUGGUGUACAAUGCUGCAUUAUACCCCACAGUGGGGCUCUAGGCAGGUCAGAUAUAGGCUGUUGGUCUUUGAUGCCUCAGCUUAGUUCUUAACAUUGAUUUCUCAGUGACUGUGAAGGGAAAAAUACAUGUAUCCCACAGUUCUAUAGUUUGUGGGUUUCUUUUCCUCAUACGCUCCACUGCAGUUUCUAUUUACUAUCAACAUCUGACAUUUAUGAAAGCGAGAAAAAAACACACACAUUUACAUCAAUUGACUUGAGGAGAAUCACUUGUGAGUGAUUUAUCAUGAUAUGAGGAACAUAAAAGCAAAUACUUCCAGAAUUAAAUUUUAAAAAUCCCCAACAUCAACAGUUGAUAUUUAUAUAUAUAUUAUAUAUAUACACACACAGAUUUAUUUAAAGCUGUAGUGCGUAACAUUUAAAUAUCAACAAAUGUCAUGUUUCAUUCAAACAAUUGUCAAAUGAAUUCAACACAAUGCCGAGUAAGAUUAUCAGCUCCACACGACGCUCUGCGUUUCUCAGCAUAGAAGCAUUUGGAUCUCAUGCCCAGGAAGAUUGCUAUACUGCACACAGGAAGUGAUUUGUUUUGUGUCAAGACAGAUGGAGGAAACGGCAACAUUGCGCUAGUAAAGCAAGACGGCCCCAUGUUACAGUGAGACUGAAAACACAAAGACGUGCCCAUUAACUGUUUCAGAACUGAAUUAAAAACAGUCAGCUUCGACAGUAUUGCUUGACAGAGUCUAUUUUCAAACGAAGGACGCGGUACAUGCACAGUGUAAUUGAGCUGACUUAGACAGGCAAUCAGAUAACUUGCUGUGUCCAAGUAUACAGGCGGUCGAUUUAUUGGCCGUGCUUGUCUUUACUUUACAUCAGAGAAAAACAAACAGCGAUGUAAGAUGUAUUGUGCUGUGGUUCUGUAUGUUUUGUACCUGCUGUACAUAUAUAGCUUUCGCUCUAGCUAAUGCUAAGACUAGCUCGAUUUUAGUCAGACUAACAUGUUUACAUGACGUUAAGAAAACUAACUUAUUGUCUUAGUUUGACUACAAUCGGACUUAUGACAUGCAUGUAAAUGCACUGAUUGUUUUUGUUCACAAAGACCACAGAGGCAGAAUAAUAACAUCAUAAAUCACCAAAAGUUCCACACUGUUGCUUUAAGAUUAAAAUAAUCCGUUCAUAGGCCCACAACGGGGACAUUUUCAACUGCUGUUUGUGUGAGUAUCUCUUAGGAGUCUUUUUUUGUCAUGCACUUUAAAAGGCCAGGUGUUCCUAUUGUCUGUCUUCAUGUUGCAGUGCAAUGUGUGCUCCUGCUGAGGCUAUUUGGGGAAAUUACAGUUUAACCCCUGUGAUCAUUUGGGGAGAACACCAAGGCUUCGUGUAAAAGUCGACUUUCUGUACCAUCAAGAGGCGGUUAAUACUGUGUGGCAGUGACAGCGACUUGGGUUUUGGGUUAUUACGUGUUUCUCAGACACUCACGAUACAAUGACGGCAUUAUUCUAGAUACCUAACUGGCGCGAUAAAACAAAACCGGGACAGCGAUUAUGUAACAGUCUGGAUUACAGGUCGAGUGGGAGUCACUUCUCUCAGGAGCUUUUAGUCUUUGGAAUAUAUCUAUUGUUUUAAUAGGCAUGCGUUGAAGGCAGAAAAGGGGAACACCUGUAAAUCUAUUAAUGUAUUUUUGGAGGUUUCCAUCCUUAGAGAGGUGCUGGUGUUUUCGACGAGCACACCUGGCAGUGUCUGAGUACAGGUGGCCCUCAACAAGCAGAUGGAUCUAAAAUGACUAUGUCAAGUAUUUCCUUCAGAAAUGGGAGUCUGGCACACUGCUGGAUUUUCAGUCAGAGCCAGAAUGCGACGCCCGCUCAUUGCUUUUUUACAAAGCAGAAUGUUCUUGGUUGUUACAAUAUGUGUGGGUUAAUAAAGAGCAGACUCUUGUUAUUUUUUUCCCAGCCCAGUGUGGCUCUGUCCUUGCUCUGGCCUCAUGAGAGGAUGUUGUCUGCGUGUAAAGCCUUUACUGUGCCUGAUAACUGGCCACAUACAGGAUCACUAUAACAACUACCUCCUUUCUUCUUCCUUCAUCCUCCUCCUCCUCCUCCUCUUCACUCAACAGCUAAAGAGGCCAUGGAAUAACCAUGGAAUUGCUUCAGAAGGGCUGAAUAAGAACCCCGAAUCAGUGGUUAAAAGUUAAAUACACAUUAAUUUGAGCACUUAGAAAAGAAGACACACGUAGCAAAUGAUAAGUAUUGUUUACACUAAUGAAUGAUUUGCAGCCCAAAUUGGCAGGGGGAGGCACAAAGACACAGCUGUUUGCAGCAUCUCUUUCUCUCUGGCUUGACUGAUUCUCUUGUUGACAGUCGCUUCACUUCCAUGGGGAUGAAAAUGGAAUCAGGGCAAGAAGUUUUUAGUUUCACAACCAUGAAUAUCGAGAAGGAAACCACU
Molecule: messenger RNA, 7458 nt
Organism: Solea solea (common sole)
Lineage: Eukaryota; Metazoa; Chordata; Actinopteri; Pleuronectiformes; Soleidae
Gene: lrrc4.2
Product: leucine rich repeat containing 4.2
Exons: 2
Coding region: 1537-3540 (667 amino acids)
Biological process (GO): modulation of chemical synaptic transmission; synaptic membrane adhesion; postsynaptic density protein 95 clustering
Cellular component (GO): plasma membrane; postsynaptic density membrane; glutamatergic synapse
Molecular function (GO): protein binding
Source: RefSeq, a predicted model, not a curated record